AGCCACUGUGGUCGAUCUAGUACAAAUGAUGCCUAUGCAAGUGCUGUUUGGCGCCAACGGUAGCAUUUGCGUUUUAAAUUUCGCUGUGUUGCUUUGCUAACUGUUAAAUGUAUAGGUGUCCGUAUUUAGGUUACUGCGUUAAACCCAAGCGUUUCUGCUGCAUGGGAUGGUAUAGCUAGCAGGUAUUGCCCUGAAAAAGCCUUGCGAAGAGUCGCAAUUUUAAAUUGUGUCUGAUGGAGUCUGGAGCUGCUGCGACCUUGGAAAAGCUACUGCCGCUUGCUUCUUCCAAAAAUGCUGCUGCAAAAGCAGAGCUUCAGCAAAAGAUUCAGGAACUUCCUUCUACAGAACUGGGGCCACUUUGGAAGGCUGUGUUUGACCAACUCAAAACCACCGUUCUACAGGUUGUGUCUGAAGAAAGACUUGAGGAAGAAUGCCUUCCACUGCUUGCACUCUGUCAUGCAGCUAUGAAAGCAGACACAUUGUGCAACACUCUCACAAAUGCAGCCCAUUUUCUAAAUGGUGUUAUGCCCCUGCUGGAAGACGGAGAGCUGCUCGACUCCAUCCACACCUUCUGCGUCACAUGGUGCACCAAGAAACUUGAAGGCUGGAAAGACCUGUGGUUGAACACAUUCACAAGAUCUGUGCAGCUGUCCCUGAGGAAACACUCCAAGUCAAAAGCCGAGAAGCUUGUCACGUCGGUCUUUCUGAUGAAAUGUGGCCUGGGCGAGGAUGAAGACGGACUGAAUGCUGUUGAGCUGGAUCCUGAUGACUGCAAAACUCUUUAUGAUCAGCUGGCUCAUUGUGCUGUUUCGCCAAACUAUCUCAGCAUUGCCAAGGGAAAGAAGUUUAUCUCCUUUCUGCUGACACUGCAUAAGGACCUUGCCAAUGGCAUAUACAAGGCAGUGGAUGAUGCCUUGCCAAACAUGACAAGCUCUCAGAUACAAGUCCUGGCCCGAGCCUAUAUCUCUGCGUGGAAAGCAGUGGCUGACACACCGCAGGCUACGGUUCUCGAAGAAAACAUACAAGAGAUAAUGCAUUGGGCAGUGAAUGGGGAUCUCGUCGAGGGCCACCAUGAAAACUUGUUUAAGUUUCUGAAAGUCCUGCAUGUUGAGCGAAAGGACAGACCCUUUGCUAUCAUGUUGUGCCAUGCCUACUACCCUAUCCUUUGGCGAGGCCUCCAGGCACGGCACUACAAGGUUCGCCACUCUGCGGCCAGGAUCUUUUUUGACACAUUCCCUCUUCUGGAGAACACUCAAAUUGCACUGCAGCAGCAGGAGUUGACAGCACACUUUGAAGUGAUGCACAACCUUCUGUCAGAUGGGAAUCCAGACAUCCGAGCACUGGCUGUCAGAGGAGUGCUCAGGGUCAUGACUGACUUUUAUGAGCUAUUUCCUGUUUAUCAACGGAAAUCUCUUGCCAAGGUCUUGAUUGAGAAGAAUGCACAAGACAAGAACUCCACCGAAUCGAGAAUUCGGGUUAACCAGGGACUUGCUGCCAUGGUCAGCAAUCCAGAGACGCACAUGCUGCUCAAGGCCCUCAUUCCCAGGAGGAAAGACAGCCUCUAUGACACUUAUGCUGUUCAGGUGUCCUAUGUUUCCCUCCUGUCUGCAGCUCGUGGUAUACCAGGAUUCAAGUUCUGGGAGCAAGCUGACCCCAAGGUCCUGCUGACGCUGAUGGCCAUGGGCAAGCCACAGCUAUCCCUGAAAGUGGCCACGUUGCUGCGGAACAGCUAUUUCAACCCAGACGUUGCCGACCGUAGGCAGAACCUGGAGCGCUGCCUGCUCCUGUACUCCCUCAAUCCGACUGCCUUCCACGUAUUCUACUCUCAACUGACACACAUCGCACCUUUGAAACCCAUUGUUGAGUUCUUGGUCCUCAUCUGCAAAGUGCUUUUGCAAAAUUCAGCAGUGCUCAGAAAGACAUGUGCAAAAGAGAACCUCCUGCCAGAUGAAUUUGCCGACAGUCAGGUGAAUGACAUAGAAGUGUACAAGGACCAAAAGCCUAUGGAACAGAAGUCCGUCCACAUACUUGUUGAGACACUGGCAGUCACCUACAGCAGUUUGUCUAUGCGGAAGGAGCUCACAACUGAUGAGCUGAAACCACAUUGGAAGUUUCUUGUGGCUCUGAUGAAGAAGACUGUGAACGAGUUGUUCCAGACCACCGAUAACGCAUUAUCACGGAAAACAUCCAUCACCAGUGAGCGACAAUCAUCCUUGACACAGAGCAAUGCGAUGAAUGGCGCCAAUACUGAGUAUGGCUCUCUCGGCUUGCAGAUUUCAGUGCUGAGUGCUGCCUCCCUACUGCCUCGUGAUGAAGCCAGCAAUCUGUCCCUGCGCUGCUUCUCAAUGCUUCGCAACUUCCUGACUGUGCCCAAUACCGGUGCACCUUUGACUCUGUCAGAGGAAGCCAAGCAGUGUGUGCUGUUUAUGUGCAACAUGCACCGUGCAGCUGACGUCUUGGGACUGGUGGUGGAAUCUGUCGAAGAGCUGCAGAACAAGCAGACACCGGUCAAGCAGCGUCGAGUGCGCUUCUGUGUCGAACGGCGGCCUUGCAAUCCUGAGAUGGGAUUGCAGGUGCUCCGGCAACUGUUGGAGUCUCCCCACCUGCAGAUGAUGUUGCUCAAGCAUCACACUGUGCCCCUGUUCGACACCUGGAACGUCCUCUUGCGUAUUGCUGACUCGUUGAAGGACUUGCUCUCCAUCUCCAACGGCAGAAUGGUAGCUCAAGGCGAGAUGAUGACGGCCUUUGACUUGUUUCUCCUCCUCACGUACCUCCUUCAGGGCCAGAAACACCCCGUGACAAAAGAGGAGUUCAUGGCAAUAUCAACAUUUGAGUGCCAGAUGGAGUGGAUACAGGAGCGCCUGUUGCCAAAGGUGUCGGGUCAAACUGGGAGACGUCGGGAGUUGUCUGUCCAAGUGGUCAAGAUUUAUCUGAAGGUGGCUCGGUCUGUAUUUAUGGCGAAAUGGGCUACAUUUCCCUUUGCCGAGAAAGUGCUCAGCUUCUUGGCACUGUGCAAGGAAAUAGAAGUGGACUCCCUGAAAGAGGACAUUGCCCUGAUACCUCCGGUCAUGAAGAAGUUCAUGAGGAUCUUCGUGGAAAACGAACAGCAGGUGUCCACCAUUACUGCCCUCUUGGAAAAGUGCAGCUGCGAGGAGCGUUGCGAGAAAAGCUCCAGCCGUCGUUCACGAAGAAGGUCGAAGGGCAUUUCCGAAAGAAACGCAACCGCCAGUGCUGAACCAAUGGUUGCAUCAGAUGACGAUGUCUCCAAAUGACCCGCCACAUUGCCAGACUUCCAUUGCUUCAUUUUUUUUAUUCUUUUAAAUCUGUGCUUUUUGCAUCUGUAUAUACCCAUUUAAAACAAGUAUAUUUUUAGACUCUACAUACGUUUAAAGAAAUAUCUUUAGAUUUUUGUAAAUUUUAGCUUGCACAUUUAUGUACAGUUUACCUAAGAUGACAAUCCUUGCAAGACCGGGCUAGUUAGUAUAUUCCAGUACUUAACUUCUAGUGCGCAAGAAAAAGCAUGGACGCAGAAAGCUUGAGGCAAACACAAGCACUGACUUUUACAGGCUCAGUAUUAAAAGUCGAAAAUUAACACUUGUGUUCUGUGUUUGCGUUUCUUCUAGCGUACUAGAAGCGUAGUGACUGUACUUCACGUUGUUUGACAAAACGUAGAAAGUGGAAAGAGCAGUAUUUAAGUGUGAAGUACCACUUUCAAUAAUUUUAGCCGUGCCUUGCUAAGUCUUGUGAGGAGCAGAUGCGCUGCAUUGUACAUACCAAGUUGGUACAUGACUAUGAGUUGGUAUGUCAAUGGCGAGUUGGUGACUUUGUAGGUUUGCACUGUAAUGUUUCAGAUUGUAAAUUUAGCAGUUUUAAAUUUUGUACAUUGUUGCAUUGCAAGUCAUUUCAAUCAGAAGUUUACACAUUUACUGUAAUUUUAUUGCAAAAUUUUUAUAUACAAAGCUACCUUAUUUACUUGAAUGUGAUGAGAGGGAAGACUUUCCAGUCAUGCAAAAUAAACAAUAAUAAAACCAUGAGUGUAACGCGAGAUGAAUGGGAAAAAAAUGGUAUCUUUAUCAAUCAAGAAAUCGCAAUUUGGAAAUGAGACACUUAUCAUUGUGUCGUCUGAGGAGAAGGCAAAAGUUUCCUUGGGCGGUAUUUUCAAACGAUCACUUUCGUAAAUAGUUUCGCUUUCACGAAAUUUUGCAUGACUCAGCACCAAACACGUUCACGAUAGUGUUUCUGACGCUGUACCAAGAGCACUAUCGGCUGUAUACUUAGAGAGGUUCUGUGUCGAGACGGGCCAAGUCUCUGGAAAGCAAAGCUAUCACCGAAAGUGAUCACCCAAGAAUCAAGUUAUCUUCUGUGCUGUCGAGCUUGAGCACUUCUUAAAAAACCACACAACUAUUUCCUUCGGGAGGCUUUACCAGGCCAUGACGAGGUCCACAGAGCCCUUCCAAUCGGCCUCCCAUUUAAAGAGGGCAUCCACGAAUUGUGGACUCGUUGACAUUGAGCCGCCAAGUUGCGGCAGAGUGUCCCUGCUCCUCGGCCAUCCAAAUUGCUAGUUUCUUGAAGCUGGCGUCAUACUGAACGUGCUGUGACUCCGUAAAUGCAUCCAAGCAUGAAAUCCACAGGGUACUGCAGCACUGUAUAGUUGCAAGCACAGUGAAAAUGCCGUUGGAUCAGACACGGAACAAGUUUUGACUCUGGUCAAGAUGUAUAGGUUGCUAAUGUAGCACUAAAAAUGCGGGAUUUGGAAUAUUUGUUUUAAAUUGGUCAAUGUUGCUUUUAUUCAAAUGUAAUCCAAGGGCCAACAUUAAGCGACGAAAAUAAUGAGAAAAAAAAAACUUGUUACAAUCGAGUAAAUAUAGUAGUUAACAUGUUGUGUGGAAUAAUAUUGUAUAUACAAUCUAAAGCGUUUCUAUCUGUAAAUAAAUGACCUUGGGUAUUUAUGAAACAA
This is a messenger RNA of Dermacentor silvarum, 4957 nucleotides long. RefSeq names its product condensin-2 complex subunit G2-like. The record is from RefSeq and is a predicted model, not a curated record. Gene Ontology annotation, cellular component: condensin complex; nucleus. NCBI's taxonomy places the organism in Eukaryota, Metazoa, Arthropoda, Arachnida, Ixodida, Ixodidae. Gene Ontology annotation, biological process: mitotic sister chromatid segregation. Bases 234 to 3272 code for a protein of 1012 amino acids. The transcript is spliced from 23 exons.